Chelonus insularis is the source of this 970-nucleotide messenger RNA. RefSeq names its product histidine-rich glycoprotein-like. The transcript has a single exon. The record is from RefSeq and is a predicted model, not a curated record. Lineage: Eukaryota; Metazoa; Arthropoda; Insecta; Hymenoptera; Braconidae. The coding region runs from base 12 to 761 and encodes 249 amino acids.
AAUUCGCAGCUAUGGUCCGGUUAAAAGUCACGGAAUUAUGUUUAGUGGUGACAGUGUUAUGCGCAGUCAUAUAUGCAUCAAGAGCACAAUAUGCUCAACCAGCAUUAGAUUUAGAAGCUUUUGCUACUAGUCACCAUGAAGAACAUGGUCAUAAACAUCAUCACGAUUCCCAUGAAGAGCAUGGAGAAAAAGGUGAAAAGGAUCAUCAUCAUCACCAUCAUCACAAGAAAGGUGAUAAGGGUCACCACAAGAAGGACCAUCAUCAUGGAUUCCAUGAAGAGCAUGGUGGUCAUAAAAAACAUCAUCAUGACGAGGGUGAUUCCUAUGAACACCAUGACGAACAUGACCAUGGACACAAAGGACACAAACAUGCUGCUAAAAAGGGACACAAGAAGGGAGAAAAAACUCACGGAUUCCACAAGAAAGCUCACAAAGAUGAAUAUCACAAGGAACAUAAAUUCUAUGAUGACUUCCAUAAUAGUGGACAUCAUCACAAGCAUGGUGAUCAUCAUGACCAUCACCACAAGAAGGAUGGACAUCACAAGAAAGGUGAAAAUCAUCAUGCAGGCCAUCACCACCAUCACAAAGCUGAGAAAGGACAUCAUGACAAAGGGCAUUAUGAUCAUGAUCACAAGGAUCAUCAUGGAAAACAUGGCUAUGAUAAGCAUCAUCAUCAUCAUGACGACUAUGGUAAAAAGGGAGGCCAUCACCACGAACAUAAACAUGGAUACCAUAAAGGCCAUAAAAAGCAUCAUGGAUAAUUUCAUUUGAAAUAGAAACAGUUUUAAUGAUGUACAUUAAUAAUACAGUAAACACAUUCAUUAAAAUACUGUUCUGUAGAAUACAAUUUUAUCUGUGUGAUUAUUUAUUUGCCAAGUAAUAUCAUCCAAUUUUCUUCUUCAUGUGAAAAUACUGUUUUCAAAUCAAUAUGUAUAUUAUUGUUCACUUUUCUGGGUUUUAUGAAUUUAUA